Molecule: messenger RNA, 1762 nt
Organism: Trichosurus vulpecula (common brushtail)
Lineage: Eukaryota; Metazoa; Chordata; Mammalia; Diprotodontia; Phalangeridae
Gene: SMIM3
Product: small integral membrane protein 3
Exons: 2
Coding region: 277-459 (60 amino acids)
Source: RefSeq, a predicted model, not a curated record
AGGGACCCACAGAGUUCAGGAGGAUUGUACUCUGGAGCUCAGGACCAGAGCUGGGAUCCUCGGAUCAAGGGCCCUUUUCUGCACUGACAUUCCUCACUAGAGAGAGAAUCGGUUCUUUUUCCAACUUCAAGCUGUGUUUGAUCAGAAGGAGAGGGAGUCAGUGCCUCUGAGAAGCGAAGAGGGAACCUCACUCCUCUGUGAUUCCAAGAGCCCAAUCAGGCAUGAAGAAUCUUUAGCUCAAUACGUCGUUUGAACAUCAAGCGAGGAUAAAGCAACAUGGAUGCCAUCAGCCAAACCUCCCCAGAGGCAGUGCUGCCUAAGCACAUCCUGGACAUCUGGGUCAUCGUCCUCAUUAUCCUGGCUACCAUCGUGAUCAUGACUUCCUUGGUGCUGUGCCCAGCCACUGCUGUUAUCAUUUACCGAAUUCGGACUCAUCCCAUACUCAAUCAGGCCUUUUGAAGCCUCAGGAUGCUGGGGGUGGGUGGGGUGCUAGUCUGGGCUUUUGAUGCCUGGGCAUGGCCCUGAAAACUUCCCCCCCACUUAGCAGGGUAAUGAUGAAAGCCUUUCCAUUAGGGAAAAUGGUUUGAAGCUACCAAACGGAACUAGAUCUUGUCCGUGAAAAUGCCUUUUAUGAUGUACUUCUCCAUCAGCACCCAUCAACAGUGAUGGAGGAAGGAAGCUUUUCUGGUAGGGCUAGUCUCCUGUCAAGCAGAUCCGGUCCAGUUUCAGGAUAUACAAGAUAUAAGAUGGAACCUCCUGGGGCUGGAACUUCUGGAAAUCAGAGAUGAUCCAAGAGACAUCAUCAAAGACAGGGAUGAUGGAGGAGUUACUUCUUUCUUCCUACAUCCCUUUAAAAGUUCUUCCAGUCACCAACAAAGCCCUGCCUAUUCUGGGAAAUCCCCUGCCAAAUUUUCUAUCAUGUUAAAUUCCUGGUAGGACGUGGUUCUUAGCUAGUUGCAAGUUAGCUAAAGUGCUAGCUCAUUGUAGUUUAAAGUCCCUUUCCUUUUUAGGCCAUUUACACUUCAAUAAAAUAUAUAUUCAAGUCAAGGAAUGACUAUUGUCGGUCAAUAAGCAUUUAUUAAGCACCUACUAUGGGCCAGGCAUUGUGCUAAGCUCUGGAGAUGUACAAAGAAAGGCAAAAAAAAAAAAAACUAAAAAAAGGUCCCAUACUCUCAGGGAACUCAUAGAUCUCAGGCAUUGUGACAGUCCCUUGGGAGAUAUUUGGGGAGGGGGCUCUUUCAGACGUCUGGUCCUGUCCUCCAGCCAGGAGCAUAUCUCUUGUACUAUUAUGAUAUGGUAUCUUUAGCUGGAAGAGGGUAAAGAGUUUGACUGGAGCAGGGAAAGUUGAAUGUAGCAUUUCCUAAAUUCUUGCCUCUGUUAAUGAUGGGAUAUGGGCUCUGGACUGCCCCCUCCCAUCCCACUUUGAACUUUCGAUCCAGCCCCUGAACUUUCCCACAAGGCCAAGUCUCUGCCAUUCCAUGAGGUGUUGCCCAUCCCAGUAAUCCUUUUAUUGUUGGCCCUUCAUUCAGUUACCUUUGACCCAGCCCAGACUUUCAUUGUCUGUUACCUCCAGCACACUCCAGGCUAUUGGCUGUUCCUAGAUUACAUCCAGAUCUUCCCAAAGUCUUUCUGUAUAAAAGGUCCGUCUUGUACCCCCAUUAAGUUGCUCAGAUUCCUUAAGAGUCUGGCCCACUUGUACUGGUAUCACAAAUGUGUGGAUUCUUAAAAUCUAGCCCUCUCCAACUGGUGUUUUAAUAAACCU